UUGAAGCUUGGGCUGCUGCCGAAGGUGUUACUUCCAUGAAGUUCUUUGAUAAGAAGAGAGAUUUGGAGACAUUUCAAGAUGGCGAUCAAAUCGCAGGAGUGGAUGACACGGAACAAGGUUACUUAGAGGAAGCCUUCGAUCAGAACUAUGAACCUGAAGAAGAAGAUGAACGUGAUUUCAACCUACGUGGACAAUUCGAUGAUAUCGAUGACUCCGAAAGAAAUGAGCUCUUGGCAGAUGCAGACAAUGAUGUCGACGAUAUGCCGGAACUCACUGUCAGAUUCCACGGGGAUGAUGACUAUGAAUCAGAUGACGACGAUUCGGGUGAUGAAGGCAAUGAAGAGGAAGAACCUAUUGUGGCCGAUUUGUAUCACUAUCAAUAA
This is a messenger RNA of Cylindrotheca closterium, 383 nucleotides long. The record is from the annotation of a GenBank genome assembly. Lineage: Eukaryota; Bacillariophyta; Bacillariophyceae; Bacillariales; Bacillariaceae.